Racocetra persica is the source of this 455-nucleotide messenger RNA. The record is from the annotation of a GenBank genome assembly. NCBI's taxonomy places the organism in Eukaryota, Fungi, Glomeromycota, Glomeromycetes, Diversisporales, Gigasporaceae.
GAAUAGGAGGAUUUUCUUCUCCUGGUAGUUUAGGUGGUGGUUCUUCCUCUACCAAGAGUGCUUACCCUGAUGAGAAAAAGAGUUCAACAAAAGAUACUCCGGUAAGUUCUUCAAAACCAGCAGCGAAACCAUCAACUAAAAGUACUGAACCCUCUUCUCUUUCGGAAAUAAUUGAUGAAGUAAAAAACAAAAAUAGUAAUGGUGAAGAUUGGUCUCCCGAAGAAAAAGAAACUAUUGAAAAAAUUCUAACGGAAAACAUGGCAACUGAUAAUAACAAUGAUAAAGAGGAAGAAAAAUCUAGCAAAAUCACUAACAUGGAGCAAAUUAAAUUAGUACAAGAGUUUUUAACGAAAGCAAAGCAGGCUCAAAAAAUUAAAUCUUAUUCAAAAGAGGCCAAAGAAUUAUAUAAUUGGUUAAACGAGCAAAAGACCGAACAUCACCAAAUCUAUCUAAUG